AUUCGCAAUGUUUUUGUAUAAAUACUGACGCGGCCCCGUACCAGUCACAUCCGUAGCACUGGAGUGGUCAGUUUUGUGUCGGUUCUCUCGGCUCUCGGAGUGAGUGCAAAAAGAUGUCCCGGAACAGUGUGCUGUGUUUUCUAGUGGUGGUGUUCACGGUCGGGUGCACCAUCGGCCGCAAGCUGGAGUGUAACGAGCAUCGGGCAAAUGAAUGCGAAAUCUCCAACUUUACCAUCGUCGAAUCGAUGGACCUGUCCGAGUACGAGUUUCCCGAUCAUCCGCAUCUAGCGUUCGGUACCUAUCCACACUCGGACGACUCGACGUACGUGGUCGCUAUCGAUAAGGAGCUAGCCGAUCGGCUACAGUCAACCGAAAAACUGGAAAUGCAAAACGUUUCCCUGCAGACGAUGGUGCUGUGGACGAAUCUGCGCUCGCUCGAUGCGUCCCACAACUACUUCUUCGAGCUGAUCGUUGAGCCGGGCCAAAACUAUCAGCUGCGCGAGCUCAACCUCAGCUACAAUCGCUUCCAGUCGAUCGACUUCGUGCAAGCGCUGCCCGCCCUGCGUACGCUCGAUCUGCGCCACAACUAUCUCGAGUCGCUGAGCUUUUCGCUGUUCGACAUGGCCACCGAGCUGUGGAAGCUGAACCUGGCCAACAACCGCAUCCAGACCAUCUCGACCGACGGGUCACUGCAUCUGCCCCGCCUUUCGACCCUGCUGCUGCACGACAAUCUGCUGAGCGUGCUGGACGCUAGCGAGUGGAGGUUCAGCAUGCUGCAGGAGCUGAACGUGGCCCGCAACCGAUUGCGCUAUCUGAGCAUGUGCGAGGUGAACCAUUCCUUUCCCCAUCUGCAGACGCUCUACAUGGACGAGAAUCGUUGGGAGUGUGGACACCUGAACGCCACCAUACGUCAGCUGCAUCAGCUCGGGGUUAAGGCGAUGGCGUACUACGACACAGAGGACCAGGAGCACUGCAGCAAAGCGAUCGACGAAAUCUGCUGCUAUUAGACGAAAAAUCGCCAUCAAAUGCCGACUUUUGCAGCUCUGUACUAUCUCCUGUCACUCAACGCAUUAAUAAAUUGCCCGACACACGAUUGACCCUUUACGAUCAAUCCAUUUGAUGCAUCUCAUGGAACAUGAUUUAUUGCACAUAAUGCUAUCGCUCUCUUGGGAGGGUGAACUACACCAACAUCAAUCUCUUUAUCAGGAUCUCCUGAGCCAACUGAGGUCAGAUCAGGUGGCGGUGAAGAAUUUUCUUUGUUUUGCAGGUCUGCUGGAAGUUGUUCGCGUCCUCAAAUGUAGCACGAUGCGAAAAAUCGUGUACCUUCGCCUACAUUAGCUAAAGAGCAACGCUAGGUGCAGCACGAUAACCUUGCAAUUCAGGCACGUCUAACAUGGAAAUGCAAUUUGCUUGCAAAACAAAAAAACAACAAACCUUCACCUGGUAAGAAUAAAUACAGACAACAGGACAGUCAUCACGAACACUGGCUGGGGAGAAUGUCUAACACCGUGUAAGAACAAAUUAGUUCAAGGAAUCGAAAUGAGACUAAAGAAUUGUUUGAAGCAUA
This is a messenger RNA of Anopheles stephensi (Asian malaria mosquito), 1567 nucleotides long. RefSeq names its product septation initiation network scaffold protein cdc11-like. Gene Ontology annotation, molecular function: protein binding. NCBI's taxonomy places the organism in Eukaryota, Metazoa, Arthropoda, Insecta, Diptera, Culicidae. The transcript is spliced from 2 exons. The record is from RefSeq and is a predicted model, not a curated record. Bases 114 to 1007 code for a protein of 297 amino acids.